Molecule: messenger RNA, 8672 nt
Organism: Acanthaster planci (crown-of-thorns starfish)
Lineage: Eukaryota; Metazoa; Echinodermata; Asteroidea; Valvatida; Acanthasteridae
Product: ubiquitin C-terminal hydrolase 7-like
Biological process (GO): regulation of protein stability; protein deubiquitination
Cellular component (GO): nucleus; cytosol
Molecular function (GO): cysteine-type deubiquitinase activity; protein binding
Source: RefSeq, a predicted model, not a curated record
AUUGCCCAUCUUUCUGGAGAACAAGCAAAAAAUUUUAAGGACAUAGAAAAGGAAAAUUAAAUUUUCAAAUGUGGCAUCAGAGAGAGGGAAUAUUUACUUCUUUUUUCGCUGAGGACAUCGACUGUAUGUACCCACAAUGCAACAUAUUUUUUAGAGGCCAUGUUACUUGUUUCUUCAAUGGGUUUUGAUAGCAGCAAUGAGAAGGCAUGAAACUCUGCGUGUAUUUCACAGUUUCUCGACCAGUUACUGUUUGUUUUCGCACAUAGAGAAAUUCUGAAGUUGGUUUCUUGAUGAGCACCCCUUUACGGAGGGGUUAAGGCCGCCGAGAUUGGGCGCAUCGCGAGUAAGCACGUCAAGGUGCCGACAGCGUCCCGGAAAACUCCCUCAUCGCCCGGCAGUGAACGGGGGUCGGUCGCGGACAAGUCUGAGCGUAAAUUUUUAAAGAGGUCGAACAACAAAAGUCCGAUCAACAACAUGAAUCACUGCGAUGAACAAGAGCGACCGCAAAGUGAGCCAGAGGAGAUGGAAACGCAGGAGGCACCAGACGACUCUUUGGUCCCCGAAGUCCAGGCCACUGAGGUCAACAACACAGACGGUGCCAAAAAGGAUGAGGGCCGGAAAGAUGCAGAGGACCACGUUGCCAUUAACGGGGAUAUUGCAAUGGAAGGAGAAGGGGACCAGACGUUACUGGAAGAGAAUGCUGAAGAAGACGGUAGUCGUUCAGAGGCCACAUUUAAGUACACAGUGCAGGGCAUCAGCAAGUUCAAGGAGUCAUCACUCAGCCCAGCUGUGAUUGUACGGAACUUACCAUGGAAAAUCAUGGCGAUGCCGAGGACGUCAAACAGUGGGGAGCGCGCUAUGAAGACACUGGGUUUCUUCCUGCAGUGCAACGCCGAGUCGGAAUCACAGACGUGGUCUUGCCAGGCCUCAGCUGAGCUCCGAUUGUUGAACCAGAGAGACGGGAUGGAUUACUCAAAACGAAUCACACACUUAUUCUACAGCAAAGAAAAUGACUGGGGAUUCAGUAAUUUCAUAGCAAUGUCGGAUUUAUUAGAUCCAGAGAAGGGUUACAUGAAGGACGACAGCAUUGUCUUGGAAGUCAAGGUCAUUGCUGAUGCACCGCAUGGAGUCAGCUGGGACUCCAAGAAGUUAACAGGUUACGUGGGUCUGAAGAACCAAGGCGCAACCUGCUACAUGAACUCACUCCUCCAGUGUCUCUUCUUCACAAACCAACUCAGGAAGGCCGUGUAUUUGAUGCCCACAGAGAGCGACGACUCCGCCAAGAGCGUCCCCCUGGCAUUGCAAAGGGUCUUCUAUGAGCUCCAACACAGCGAGAAGGCUGUGGGUACCAAGAAACUCACCAAGUCAUUUGGCUGGGAGACCUUAGAUUCUUUUAUGCAACACGACGUCCAAGAGCUGUGCAGAGUGCUUCUGGACAACAUAGAAAUCAAGAUGAAAGGCACGUGCGUUGAAGGCACCAUACCCGAGCUGUUUGAAGGGAAGAUGCAUUCGUACAUCAAAUGUAAAGACAUUGACUACGAGUCCGUCAGAAACGAGCCUUUCUACGACAUUCAGCUCAACAUCAAGGGCAAGAAGAAUGUUUAUGAAUCUUUCAAAGACUACGUUGCCAAGGAGAUAUUGGACGGCGAGAACAAGUACGAUGCUGGCGAGCAUGGUUUACAGGAAGCAGAGAAGGGGGUGAUAUUCCACAAGUUCCCUCCCGUACUCCAUCUGCAGCUCAUGCGAUUUCAGUACGACCCAGUCACCGACUCCAACGUCAAAAUCAACGACAGGUACGAGUUUCCUUUCAAGUUAAAUCUUGACCCGUUUUUGAAGGAGCCAGAGCCCACACCGGCUGACUACACGUUGCACUCGGUGCUUGUACAUAGUGGGGACAACCACGGCGGUCACUAUGUGGGCUUCAUCAACCCAAACGGCGAUGGAAAGUGGUGUAAAUUUGAUGACGAUGUCGUCUCAAGAUGUACAAAGACGGAAGCCAUUGAUAAUAACUACGGUGGCCACGAAGAUGAUUUGUCAGUUAGACAUUGCACCAACGCCUACAUGUUGGUGUACAUGAGGGACAGCUGUAAAGCUGACCUGCUUCAACAAGUCACAGACGAAGAUAUUCCCGAGACAUUAAAGAGGCGACUACUAGAAGAAAAGAGAGUAGAAGCCCAAAAGCGCAAGGAGCGGACAGAGGCCCACCUGUACAUGACCCUGCAGGUUGCCACGGAGGACCAGCUGUACGGUCACCAAGGCAACGACCUGUGUGACUAUGACAAAAUGAAAUUCAGAGAGUUCCGUAUUCUGAAGAUGUCAACCUACCGGGACGUGAUGUCCUUGCUGUCGCAGGCGAUGGGUUACCCCGAGGACCAGAUGAGGAUAUGGCCCUUCAUUAGUCGCACUAACCAAACGUACCGACCCACCGUGCUGGAUCUGGACAAUCCUAACAAAACGAUACACGACAUAGCGGAUGGUGACAUUGUGUGGACGGUCUUCCUAGAGACACAGCUCGCCGAGUUCCCCAAUGCCAGCCUGCCUAGUUUCGACAAAGACAGUGAUGUCCUGUUGUUUCUGAAAAUGUACGACCCCAAACUGAAGAGAAUAUCAUUUUGUGGGCAUAUCUACCCACCCAUCAGCACAAAAGUCAGUGAAUUGCUGCCAGCCAUGUGCGAAAGGGCAGGCUUACCACAAGGAACUCCACUAGUACUGUAUGAGGAGGUAAAGCCCAACCUAACAGAGAAGAUUCCUGACCUAUCGUUACCGCUCGACAAGGCCUUGGAUGAGUUAAUGGACGGUGAUAUAAUCGUCUUCCAGAGAGACGACCCAGAGAUUUCCCAGUACGAGCUGCCCACAGCGAGAGAGUACUUCAGAGAUCUCUUCUAUCGGGUUGACGUGACUUUCUACGACAAGAACAACUCCACCGACCCCGGUUUCACGCUGAUGCUCUCCCAGAAGAUGAACUACUUCCAGAUUGCCAAGGCAGUAGCAGCUCAGCUAGACACAGACCCAAUGUUGCUGCAGUUUUUCAAGAGUCAGGGGCACAGGGAUGGUCCAGGUCACCCACUACGCUGUACAUACGACGGGACUCUGAGAGAUUUACUUUCAACUCUCAAGCCCAGACAACCCAAGAAGCUGUACUACCAGAAGCUGAGUAUAAAGAUCAACGAGCUGGAAAACAAGAGACAAUUCAAGUGCUACUUUGUCAACGCCAAGCUCAAAGAAGAGGAGUUGGUCUUGUACCCAAACAAAACAGACACCGUAAGGGAUCUACUAACAGAAGCUAAGAAAUACGUCAUGUUAGCUGAAAGCGGCACUGGCAAGCUCAGGUUACUGGACGUGAUCAGCAACAAGAUUUACCAGGAGCAUAAGGAGGACACCCUCCUAGAUCAUCUCAACCCAGCUGGUAGCAAAACCUAUAGAAUAGAGGAGAUUCCCACAGACCAACUCAACCUAGGGGACAGUGAGAUGCUUGUCUGUGCUGCUCACUACCACAAGGAUCUCUUCAGCACUUUCGGCGUGCCCUUCCUGCUUAGAAUCAAAGAGGGUGAAUUAUUCUCUGAUGUCAAAGAGAGAGUGAGGGAGAUCCUAGAUAUAUCAGAGAAGGAACUGGAAAAGAUCAAGUUUGCAAUAGUUGUCAUGGGCAGGCCAACAUAUAUCUCAGAAGAGAGUGAUGUCAGAGUGAACCUCAAGGAUUUCCAGCCACAGAUACACAGCAGUGGUACAGCACAACCCAGGCCGUGGCUGGGCCUUGACCACAUGAACAAGAACAAGAAGCCUCGAUUCAACUACUUUGAGAAAGCAAUCAAGAUCCUGAAUUAGUUCUGAAACACCCCCCCAGCUUGAGUACAUCCCAGUGUAGCUUUACUGGAACUCUCCCUCCCCACCCUACCAGUUUCAAGGUAUUAUAACCUCCUAGAAUCGAAAAAAAAAACAGCAUUCGCAAUAUAUAAAUUUCCAUCCUCAUUGUAGCGACACGUUUUUAUGAAAAGGGAAGAAAGUAAUCCAGUUUUUUUUUCAACCUACUUGCCUGAACUUUUUUUCAUGUUGAAAAUUUGGAAAAGAAAUUCUUGCAUUUGUACUCGCAAAAAUAAAUCGUUACGCAGAUUUAAUCAUUGAACUAUCACUAAACAUCGUAUGCUAAUGUACAGCGCACAGGUUAGCAUGAUUUGUGAGUAGUCUAACGACAUCUGAUAUUUUCACGUUCAGACGGAACAAUCUAUCAUUGGUCACAGAAUGAGCUAAUGCUACAUGGAGAUUUCAUUUGAAAGCCUGAAUAAUGCAGCAAACUUGCAAACACGGGGCUCCAGUUCACAUGCUGAACAGUACCAAUCAUCGAUCUCCUUAUUUUGAACAAACUGUUCUCAUACGUUAGCAAGACGGGCAAAAAGAAUGGAAAUUCUCAUUGAGAUUUCAAACAGUCUAUGUGCAAUUAUUCUGAACAAAAGACAAACACAGAUGGGUUAAGUAUUCAUUUUUAAGCUGUUGCAAGCUGUAAUAUAAUAUGUACAUGUGCAUUGGUUGGUUUUCUUGCCAAAGAUAGGAAAUCUUUGCGUUGGUUUUGGACAAGUUGUUCAUAAAAAUUGUACUAUGACUUGAGCGCAUUGCAGUGAUAAGCCCAUGUAUCAGAUGGGCUUGAAUAGAGGAAUGUGUCCAGAUGGACUGGUACCAGUGUUUUGAUGGUCCAUACUAAAGGUGAUCACUAGACGUCCAUUGGGUGCCAGGCCAAGAUGGCCAAUUUUUGGUCAGCUCAAGCAGAUUUGUCAGUCAAUUGUCUCAGUGUCUGUUGCCGUGUUGGUCACUCGGGCGCAGACAGAGACAUGCAAAGGAAAGAUGGCAAGAGGCAGGUAUUUCGAUUUGUAGCACAGAAGAUUUCUUUGUUCCCAGAUCUUGUUAUGAUUUUGGGAAAAGAGAAACCAAGUUUACUCCACACAGAAUGAUCAGGCUUCAAAUUAGGUGCUUGCAGAUUCUAAUAACAUUUUAGGAAGGAAGGCUUUGUGCCUGGACGUGUGAUGACAGCCCUCUAUAUACAGGACUCCAAGUUUAAAUCUCAGAAAGAGCCAAUCAAAAGCCGGAUGCAAGUCACUAUUUAUUUUUUUGUAAAUGAUAGCUAGAUGUAAAAGGAGAGUAGAAUCUCAAGUCAAAUAUACAUAUGGAACAAAUAAUGAUCUGUAUUUCAAACUCCUUUGAUUGGCACAUCACGAUAGCUGAUGCAGAAAACCAUAAUGAGUAAAAAAAGAACCUGAACAGCAUUUUCAGUUCUUUUUCUUGUAAUGGUAUUUUGAUGCAAUUUGAAAAGUACCGAUCACAAGUGUUGAUACGUGGAUACUUGUCUCAUUUCUGAGGAUAGUCAUGAUUUACCCUCAGGGUGUGCCUCUGAUUCAACAGUACAAGGUUGUGUCUGAAAUAUUACGGCUGUAACUACAAAUAACACAGGGUCCUAUGGAAGUCACUGUCUAGCUGCUGAGGCCUCUUGCUAUAGACCUUUAUUGUGGUGCUGCCAUGUUUGUCUUGUUCCCCAUAGACCCAUUGGCAGAUGUGAUACAACUUUCCAUGUUGAGGCAAGGGAACAGACUAUUUUUGCUUCCAGCCUCAGUUUGGUUACAUGACUUUGCAUGGUAGAAAAGCAAGCUGGCUGCCCCAUGAUAGAGGUCUGUAGGCGUGUAUGUUUCUCCCAGUCGCAGCCAGUUGAUAACCUGAUACAGAUACAGUCGCAUUCAAAAUGUUGGCAACUUCGAGCAUGCGGCACCUGCUCCACAAGCCAGCAGUGCCUUGCAAUCUCUCCAGCUUCAGCUUGAAGAGUCCAUGAAAUCAAGCAUGUAAAAAUCAUGGGGGAGGGUGAUUUCCAAUGUCUGGCUUCUUCUCUGUCUGAGGUUUCGUCUCUGAAAUCAUUACCACGCUUUUAGGCCAACAGUAUUCAAGUUGAAAAGGAAAACUUAGGUAUUUGAUCAACCUGCGGGUAGUUUAAAUGUUUUGUUGUUGGUGUGACUUAUUAUUGAGCUAACACUUUCAAAGUUAGGUUUCAAAUCAGACAAAGCCGUAAAUGGAGAAGAAGCUAAGUGUUGGUAAGACUUCCCAUGUGUGAGGGCAAGAGGGUAAGCAUUUUAGAUAAUUGCGUUUGGUAAUUUGCAAUGAAUAAAGCCCUGUUGUUUGUUUUAUUCUGUGUACAUAACUGCCGGCCCACGGUAACUGAGUUAUUUCAGCCAUUAGGAAACCCAUUUGUUUAUAAUUGUGGGGUUGAUAUUUGUACUGAUUGCGCCACCAUUAUUGUUUGCCAAAAAGAAAAAGCUAAAGAAAAAGAGAUCGGGAAAAAAAUUUUCCUGGAAAUCUCACCAGCAAAAUAGGUUGUAUGUAUAUAUAACGUGUAGAUUUUUUUAAAUAUAAAAACAAUUCUCGGUGUGGGCCAGUAUUCCCUUGUUAUUGUAUUUAAUAGUAAUUAAAAUGACAUGAGGCGUAAAUAAAAGCCAACUCAUUUCCAGGGAACACACCUGCUGCACCAUUUAAGUCUAAAUUCUGGGGAAAGUUGCUUGGUGAUCUUGUAUAAUCAUACAUAUAACUUCUUAUUAAAUGAAAUUAAACACUCCUAAAGAAAUCGCUAACACACAAGCAUACAAAACCUUUUUGCAAGCAGAAAUUGAUCCACAAUCAUUUCCAUUUCUACCGAUACCUUUUCCACUUUUUUUUUUCCAGUUUGCUGGUAACAGUUUUAGUCGCCUCACAAAAAGGUGUUCCAAAAAUCAGUUUCACUUUCAUUUUCGUAUCAUGUUGAUGAUGCCGACUGGUAAUGACUAAAUGAGCUUUUUAACCGUAUAACUUGCGCAACCAAAGUGGCAUGAGCUAUUUUUAGAAUUGAAAAACUGAAUAGUAACGAGUGAACUUCAUUUUUGGACCUUUCUCCCGUUAUUUACCUGUACUCAAACUGUGAUUUUAAGCCAAAGGACAGUCGAUGUCUGAAUUGGACAUUUUUCAGAUGUUUCUGCUUUUAUGUUCAAUUUGGAGAUUAGGUGUAGUUACUUCUGAAUGCCUGUUUUUAGAAAGGUCCCAAUGUAGCAUCAUAAAGUCAAAGAAAGAAACAAUACUUCGGCUGCCCCGUUUCUCCAGUUUCUUUUUCCACUGCUUUUGUUUACUUAAUUUCCAUUCUUUGGCUAUAACAUCAUUGGAAAGAUACCCCUAAGAAUACAUGAAAAGAUUCCACUUUUCUUGAACAGGAGGGAAUCAAGGCGAUGAUGAACAAGCCCCAAAUCAAGGGGGGGGGGAGGAACUUGAAAUAGAAAUGUAGUCUGUGUUUGUCUACCUACUGGUCACAUGAGAUUGAUGUCUUGUUUUAAUUUGGUUUAAACAGCAAAGAAAGGUUUCUUCAUAUUUGCCAUUGCUAGUUUCAAAGUCAACAUUUUAACUGAAACAUGUUUCAUGUUUCUGCAUGCCCCUUUCAUUCUGUAGGGCACUUUUGACUUAUUUUUUUCUUGGGGGAAGGAAGUGGCUCGAAAAAAUAUCUGUCAUUUGAAGUUGACUUUUCUUCCAGAGCCCUGUGCAUUUUGACCAUUUUGUUUCAACCAAAAUGUACAAUUUUAUUUUUGCUUAGCCUAGUUCCAUGUUAUAAACUUGUGUAAAACAAAACUUGCCCCCCCCCUUGAAAAUUGAUUAUAUUUACUGGAUUAUUACCGGUAUGUUAAAAAUGAUGUUGGACUAAUCCACCUGAUUUGGCUGCCGAGAGAUCAAAGGUCUGACUUAGUACUAAGCUACAACAAACUUUGACCUUCUCGGAAAGCAUGGCUAACGCUAAAUUGUCAAAAAGCUUGUGUGUGUCAAAAUGUAUGUUAUUGUGUUAAUACCGCAAUGCUUUUUUCUUUAAAAUGGCAAUUUCCUCAUGAUCAUAAAUAUAAAUGCUGCUUUUUUAAAACUCAUGCAGGAAAGGAACCAAUGUUAGAAAGGAUGUCGGCCAAGCCAUUGGAGUGCCGCGAAUCUGAAAAAAAAAUUUUCUUGGCACCGGCUUUUCUGUUUAUCAAAUGGGACGAGGGAUCUUCUAGAAUGCCUUAGUAGGUGUGCGAUGUAACCAAGGUUCCAGCUUCUUACAGCAUUGCAACACAGUUGUGUAGUGAUUUUCUUUAAUCUCCCCUGCCCCCCCCCACGACGAGAAAAGUGCGCAUAGUAAACAAAUGGGCUGUAAAUUGCCAGUCUUUUUAUUCUCGCUUGUGAUUUUUUUUCAGUGCACCUACCUAGCAAGCUCCCCAGAAAAAUAAUGAUCUCUUGUCUGUGACAAAGGUAUGCGCACGAAACACAAGCAGAGUGCACACAAGGCAAAGCAUUAUACAUGUAUAUAUACAUAAUUUGUGUGUGUAUGUAUAUGUGUAUACUAUUUUUGUUCUAAAUAUGGUUUGAUUUAGAUUACAUUAGCUCUUUUUUAUAUUGCACAUUUGGUAAUUAUUUAAUCCACUGUCAGAUGAAAGUCCGAUGACAGGAGUGUGAUGCACAUACGUGUAGACUGUUCUGGCUGGCUUGGCUCAGUUAAUAUAUUUGUAUUGUAAUUGUACAUAAAUUGAAGUUAUCAAAUUAUGAUGUAAUAGAAAGAGAACACCGGGAUAGGAAAUGUAAACCAAACGGUAUAGACCAAUAUUUGGGAUUAAGUUUUUUUUUGUUUAAUUGUAAUAAAAAAAUCACCUUGUAAAUGUGAA